UAGAUAUUCGAACACACAUACACCGACGUCAGCACCAGAUCAACAACUGUUUAGAAGCACCGGUAACGUUAAUAUUAAAUAGUGAAAAAGAUGUUCAGGUUGAUUCUGUUGCUUACACUCAUCCCUGUGGCAUCUGGUAACUCGGAAGGUGCCAAUACAGGUGCAUGCGCCAAUUUAACACCUAGACAUGGAUCAUUUUCAGCACAAACAUCUACAAGCCCGUGGGGAAUUUUUGUUGGUGGGCCAUCUUAUACACCGGGACAACCGUUUUCCGUUACUGUCCAGAGUACGGGGAGCCAGCAGUAUAAAGGGUUACUUCUACAAGCUCGUCCGGUUGGAACUAUUGCUCCAGUUGGAACUUGGACAACGAAUGUGGCAGAUACACAGCAGAUGACGUGUUCAAAUGCUAAUGAUGGUAUCACUCAUUCAAACAAUUUUUUAAAGCCAUUAACGUCAACAUUUAUCUGGCUACCGCCCUCAACAAGUGUUGGCUCUGUACAAUUCCAUGCAACAUUUGUUGAGAGCUAUUCAACUUUUUGGGUGGAUGUUGUGUCAAGUGUCGUCACAGCCGGAACCACGGCGUGUUCGAGUAACCCGUGUCAGAAUGAAGGUAUGUGUCUUACAAGUUCCGAUGGGUACACCUGUACUUGUGUGUCUGGAUAUACAGGUGUUAAUUGCGAGACAAGUUCUACCGGCAGCUUUUGCGACUCAAAUCCAAAUCCAUGUCAAAACAAUGGUGUCUGUGUUAACACCGGCAAUUAUUACACGUGUCAGUGCCAAAGUGGCUUCAUGGGUCAAACUUGUGAUCAAGGCAAUACACCAACGCCAUGUGACAGCGCACCAUGUCAGAACGGAGGGGUAUGUAUGAAUGUUGGUACAACUUCAUUCGUAUGUUCUUGUCCAUCCACUUACACGGGUACACAAUGUCAGACGCCUAUUUCUACAUCAGCGUCAUGUUCUCCAAACCCUUGCAGUAACGGAGGCGUCUGUUCCCUGUCAGGAAACUCUUACAAGUGCGACUGCUCUCUGGGAACCAUUGGCAACAAUUGCGAAACACUUGUGUCAUCUGGAUGUAUAAGCAAUAGCUGUGGCACAUUCGGCACCUGUCAAACGUUAUCAACUGGUGGCUACUUCUGUGUCUGCUCUAAUGGGUAUUCUGGUGACACCUGUAACGAACCUCCAACUACCUAUUGCGGUGUUGGAACAUGUCAACAGAAUGCUCCAUGCUCUCUUUCUGGGUCAUACUACCAGUGCGAUUGCCCUACAGGAUACACUGGACAAAACUGUGAACUUACUCAAAGUGCCUGUAGCGACUCACCUUGCUUGAAUGGGGCAGCUUGCAACGUCGUUUCUUCCAAUGCGUACUCGUGUACCUGUACACCUGGUUAUGGUGGUCUUAACUGUGGAGAAGCAUCAAAUACGUACUGUCUAGUCUUCAGUCCAUGUUCAAGCACACUGCAACAAUGUACACUAUCUGGCAAUUGGUAUAGGUGUGUGUAAUCAGGACAAGUUAUAAUGUCAAGGACUGAGAGAGAAACCUGCGCAUUGAUUUUUUUAAAUUAUAUAUACCUUGAACAGGAACCGUUACCGUUUUCCUAUAUACAUAUAUAUUUUAGGUUAUAUUAAAAAGUAAUUUUAGCCGAAUAACAAACCAUUAUUUAGUUCCCUUAUACUAAAGUGAGAUACCUCCUAUUGUAUUACUAUGAUUAAGUAUAAAUAUAUAUUUUAGUAUUUUACGGCUUUAGCGACAUAAUUUUAAAGAAUUUUAGAAAAGCUAUCUCAGAAAAAUCUUUCAAAUUGUAUGUUAAAUAUGAAUUUUCGAUUAACUUACUGUACCUAUAUUUUGUCACGUGUAUGAUACUUAUAUCCAGUAUAGCAAAUUUAGAGCUUUUCAUAGGAUAUGUAGAAACGCAAUGCGUUAAACUUAGACCUAGAUUAGUAUAGGUCUGUUUAUGUUUUUAAAAACAUGUAUUAUUUUUUAUACGUAUAUUAAGUACCGGUAUAUAUAUAAAAAGUGGGCAAUUAAUUCACGUCAUUAUAUAACAAACUAAUUAUCAGAAGUAACCAUUAAACUAUGAUGAGAUAAUAAA
Anneissia japonica is the source of this 2090-nucleotide messenger RNA. Its product is annotated as adhesive plaque matrix protein 2-like. Gene Ontology annotation, molecular function: calcium ion binding. Gene Ontology annotation, cellular component: plasma membrane; protein-containing complex. Gene Ontology annotation, biological process: heterophilic cell-cell adhesion; establishment or maintenance of epithelial cell apical/basal polarity. The record is from RefSeq and is a predicted model, not a curated record. NCBI's taxonomy places the organism in Eukaryota, Metazoa, Echinodermata, Crinoidea, Comatulida, Comatulidae. The transcript has 12 exons. The coding region runs from base 91 to 1500 and encodes 469 amino acids.